AUGGACGCUGCAGGCCUCACCCUGAAGCUGCUUUUAGUCGGGGACAGCGCCGUGGGGAAGUCCAGCCUCCUGCUGAGGUUCACUGACGGUGCGUUUGAGCCGUGCCUGAAACCCACCAUCGGUGUUGAUUUUAAAGUGAAGAAAAUGGUGGUGGACGGCCAUGCAGUACAGCUUGCAAUAUGGGACACAGCAGGACAGGAACGCUUUAGAACACUGACUCCCAGUUACUACCGAGGAGCACAGGGAGUUGUUUUAGUGUAUGAUGUUACAAGAAAAGACACUUUUGCUGGACUAGAGAGCUGGCUAAACGAACUGGAAAUGUAUACCACCAAAAGCAACGCUGUGAAGAUGUUAGUUGGCAAUAAAAUUGACAAGCCCGAUCGUGAGGUAGAGAGACGAGAAGGACUCCAGUUUGCUAGGAGACACUCGCUGCUUUUCAUAGAGACCAGUGCCAAGACACAGGAUGGAGUGCAACAUGCCUUUGAGGAACUAGUCCUAAAGAUCCUGCAGACACCAGGUGUUUGGGAAAAAAGUGCAGAGAAGCAGGGAGUCCAGCUAAUGGCAUCUUCAGCACAGCAAGAUGAAAGCUCAUGUGGUGCAUACUGUCCACUUUCUUAAAUUGUAGGUGGCUGUUCUGAAUGAACUUUUUAAAAGGGGGUGGGUUCCCAAGGAACUAGUCUGUGCCUUGCAGUACGUUAUCAUUGCUUGCCCUUAAUCACAGGAGCUGUUCUGUUGCUACUUUCUUUCUCCAUAGUUAACACUUUUUCAUUUUGAGCCAAGAGAUCACUUUACCUAUUUGGUAGUGCCUGUUGUGAAUGCUGUGAAAGAAUAAUUGAGGUAGGCACAAGUCUGACUUCAGACGGAACUACCUGAAGUCAGACUUAAGGGAAAGGAUAUAGCCUGAUAAAGGUACAGCCCUUAACAUGCUCUUACGGAAAUGCUGACCAAAGCCAAUGUCUGCAGUAUUCACCGAAAGGUGGUGGAGGGGAUCUGUGUGUAUAGGGAGGCAAGACAAGAUGAAUUUGUUAU
Indicator indicator is the source of this 1029-nucleotide messenger RNA. Its product is annotated as ras-related protein Rab-18-B-like. The record is from RefSeq and is a predicted model, not a curated record. The transcript is spliced from 7 exons. Bases 1 to 618 code for a protein of 205 amino acids. NCBI's taxonomy places the organism in Eukaryota, Metazoa, Chordata, Aves, Piciformes, Indicatoridae. Gene Ontology annotation, molecular function: GTP binding; GTPase activity.